AUGCCUGUAACUAACUCCAUUUCUGUCUGUCAUCGUGAGGCUAAUUCGCCACAAUGCCGGUCAUGUCUGAACUCAUGUGAUAUCAACCCCCCUUCUUUCUCUUCUCUUCCCACCCCAGCUUUUCCAGUCUCUAAGGGAAGGCGAGAGGGGCGAGGGUCAAGGGUGAGGCGAGAAGCGAGAGAGGGCUGGAAGAGCUCGGGUUAAGGUGUUUGGCGUUCCUAUUUCUGGCGGAGGGGGAGAACGUAUCAUGUAUGAGAAGUUAACCAUAAUGAACCUGCAAAGCGGCUUGAACUGGACUGAGCCCAACAACUGGUACCAUGACCUGACCACAGUACAAACACAACACAGCACAGGUGAGUUGAAAUUCAACGCAUUCACUAAGGAAGGAUAAGACAAUGUAACAAUUAACAUAUCAACCCAUUACACAACCCUAUGAAAUGCUGUCUCGUUUUCAUGGCCAUUGCCUUAGAAUUCUUAACCAACUCUCUCUCAGUCUAAAUACUGUCUGUUUAUUGUUUGUAAAUAUUACCAGCAGGAUUUAGGUCAAAUUACAUUUUAAAUCAGUCAAAGCAAUGAGAAAAAUUGGAAUUGGAAUUUCAGUUCACUUCCUGUAUUGACUGAAAUUAAAUGGAAUUGACCCCAACCCAGAAUAACAGUGCAUGUGUCAAUGUAAUUCGUCUGACAUUUUAAUGUUUGUCCACCGCCUCUCUCCGUCAGUGCCCGAGGGCUGUCUGUCGGACACAGAUGGAGGCCUGGGAGACGAAGGUGGUGGUGGAGGAGAUGGGGGAGGAAGAGGAGGAGUAGGAGGAGGGCCGGUGGAGAGGGAUGAGGGUGAGGAGUCACAGCUGAGGCUGCAGCUGAAGAGGAAGCUACAGAGGAACAGGACCAGCUUCACUCAAGAGCAGAUUGAGGCGCUGGAGAAAGGUCAGACAGGUUUCAGCCAAUCACAAUUCACCAUGCUUGAGCUUCAGCCAAUCACAAUGUGUCUUGAUUGAGCUUCAGCCAAUCACAGUGUGCCUUGCUGGAGCCAGAGCGUCACAGAGUCAGUCACUAUGGUGGCAGUAUUUUUCCUGCCUCG
This is a messenger RNA of Coregonus sp. 'balchen', 1078 nucleotides long. NCBI's taxonomy places the organism in Eukaryota, Metazoa, Chordata, Actinopteri, Salmoniformes, Salmonidae. The record is from the annotation of a GenBank genome assembly.